Molecule: messenger RNA, 1287 nt
Organism: Pichia kudriavzevii
Lineage: Eukaryota; Fungi; Ascomycota; Pichiomycetes; Pichiales; Pichiaceae
Exons: 1
Coding region: 1-1287 (428 amino acids)
Molecular function (GO): sarcosine oxidase activity; saccharopine oxidase activity; flavin adenine dinucleotide binding
Source: RefSeq, a predicted model, not a curated record
AUGACAGAAACGUAUCUUAUUGUAGGAUGUGGAGUAUUUGGGUUAGCUACUGCAGUGGAGCUAGCUAAGAGAGGAUAUGCCGUCACUGCAAUUGACGCAUUUGAACCGCCAAGUCCAUGGUCUGCUGCUACUGAUUACAACAAAAUUGUGCGUGGUGAAUAUGACGACGAAGUUUACACAAAGCUAUCAAUCGAAGCAAUUGAGGCAUGGAAAUCGGAUCCAAAGUUCAAGGGCAUCUACAACAAUUGUGGUCGAGUUAUGAUCACACCAAGUUCGUUCAAAGCACGAAUCGAUUAUGAGAAUGCUGGUAUUGCAAAUCUACAAAGGUUCGGCAAGAGCUUAGAUAUUGAAUACUUCAAUGGCGGAGAAGAACUAUCGCAUCGGUUCGAGUUCUUACGUUACAACUCUCUUCGGGAGGGGGAGACCUCCAAGUUCAAUCCAUAUGGUGGGUUGGCGCAUUCGGGAAACGCAUUGAGAGCUGUAUAUAAAGAGGCACGGAGUUUAGGUGUCCGGUUUCUCUUCGGUGAUAGGGGUAAGGCCAUCCACCUGUUGAGGAGAAAUGGGAAGACUAGAAUUGAAACCAAAGAUGGUUCCCAUUUAACUGCAGAUAAGGUUCUCAUUGCCCUAGGUGCCAAUACAGCACGUCUGCUGGAUCUGAAAAAUCAGCAGAGUGCGUCUGGGUUGUUUGUCACAUUCAUCAAACUCACCCAAGGUGAGUAUGAGAGAUUUAAGAAUAUGCCGGUACUAUUUGACUGUGAAAUGGGCUAUUUCUUCCCCCCAGAUCCGGAGACCAGGUUGCUGAAAAUUGCCUUACCGGGGAUUGGAGCAAGAAAUAUGCAAGAUACGUCGUAUUCCUCCUCCAAGGUAUCUCUGCCUAGGUUCAAGAAUGAGAAUCCCACGGACACCAUUCCGCAACAUGGGGUGCGUGAAGCUAAACUUCUGCUAUCUAAAUAUGUCCCCGAGUUAGCUUACCAUCGGCUCCUUGAUUCCAAAAUCUGUUGGAUCGGUGACACACAAGAUUCCAAUUUUAUCAUUGACAGUGUCCCCGAUUGUGAGGACCUCUUUGUUGCUUCCGGCGACUCUGGUCAUGCCUUCAAGUUUCUACCUAAUAUUGGGAGAUACAUUGCCGACAAAUUACAGGGUAAACUCAAUGAUAAAAUGACUCAACUUUGGAAAUGGAAGGAAAGUGAGGGAUUUGAUCCAGCGAGAUGUGGAUGGAGGUUGAAUGGCGGUUAUCCAGAUUUGUCGGAAAUUAAGUUCCACAAUGAGAACAAGCCCAAACUCUAA